UUGAGGUAAGAAACAAGACGGCGAUGUGUCCCUGCCUCCUGACAAUUUUAACUGUUACCCUCUCGUUUUCAGUGGUGAGAGGACAGGAGUACUGCCUUACCACGAACGGUGUGGAGUAUUGUGAAAAUAACUGCUGUGGUUCGUUCGACAACCAACAAUGUUGUUCCUUCAAUCCCACUGUGUUGGUGUUGAUGGUCGUGGCUGCAGCUUUAACCAUACUCGUCGUUGCUAUCCUGAUCAUCCUCUGCUGCAAGGCAAAGAAGAAACAGAGGAGAACAGUGGUACAACCUGUCACCAACGGAGAUAGGCCGCCCGACCCCCGGGACAGCAGGGCAUCGUCUAUCACUUACGUGGUUGUACCCCCGGGGGAAUCCAGAUUGUUCCUACACAAUGCGACCAGCCUUCCUCCCUACACACCAGAGCCUCCGAAAUACUCAGAGGAUACCCAUUAUGCCUCCGGAUCUGGACCCCUCUUAAGAUCGGGACAUGUUCAUUCUGUUUGGCCAAUUCCGGGGUCAAGCGGAACUGGAAAUGGAAAAGUCGCAUCGGCACCACCGAGCUACUCAAGUAACCACCAAUCAAUAAGUGUGGAACAUGACUUGUCGAGCAGUUCCGAGACACCUGUACAACUGGACAGUCAUAUGUAACUGACAGUCAACGUGGUGUCACCAUAUCACAAAUGUAACACUUGACAGUCAUAUAUAACCUACAACCAGCAUUGUGUCAUCCUAUGACACCUAUAAAACUCGAGAGUCAUAUGUAACCUACAACCAGCGUGGUGUCAUCAUAUCACAUCUAUAACACUGGAGUUAUAUAUAACCUACGACCAGCAUAAAAAUUGUGUCAUCCUAUGACACCUAUAAAACUCGAGAGACAUAUGUAACCUACAACCAGCGUGGUGGCACCAUAUCACAGCAAUGACUCUAACAAAGGAAAGGAGCGUAAAAGAACUUGGUGGAAAAUUAAAAUUACGAAAUGAAUCGUUGUGACAUGUUCUCCAAUGCUCCAAUACUUUCUUCUUCCUACAACCACGUCAGAUCAUUUCUUUAAACAGAUUUCGUCAGAUUGAUCCAAUCAGUAAUAGAAAUAUCAGUUCGAUCAGUGAUGUAUUUUAUAUGAUUAUUAAAAACGUAAUUUUAUACCAAA
This is a messenger RNA of Mizuhopecten yessoensis (Yesso scallop), 1146 nucleotides long. RefSeq lists its product as uncharacterized. The record is from RefSeq and is a predicted model, not a curated record. Bases 24 to 647 code for a protein of 207 amino acids. NCBI's taxonomy places the organism in Eukaryota, Metazoa, Mollusca, Bivalvia, Pectinida, Pectinidae. The transcript is spliced from 4 exons.